UUCUAGGAGGGAAAGGGUGGAGAUGACAAAUGUCAGCAUGUUUAUAGCUGAUGGAAAGACUAAGACAGCAGAGGAAUUGAUGGUAGUGUUCAUCUGCCUGGGAGCCGUAUGACAAUUCCAGAAGCAGAGAGGAUGUGCAAGCUCACCCAGGAGCUGAGUAUCAGGAUCUCAAGAGAUGUUUCCUUCCCUGCUCAGCUCCUCUCCUGAGAAAUUAGAGAUCCCAAGAAGGUUGAAGUAAUGGUGAUGGUUAUUUAUUCACUGACCACUCAGACAUUCCCACAGACCCCACCAUGUGGGAGUGUAGUUUCACGGGACAACUCAACCCCAUCGAUAGUGAAUGCAGUGCUGGGAGAGUCGGUAACUCUUCCCCUGAAGUUUCUUACGGGAGAGAAUGCCACAUCCAUCACCUGGCUUUACAAUGGAAUAUCUAUCGCCUUCAUAAGUCUAAGUGAAGCCCAAAGUUCAAACCCCUGGGUGACCAACCCAAAACUAAGAACGCGGCUGACCUUCCCUGGGUGCUGCUCCUUGCAGCUCAGCAACCUGACGAUGGAAGACACAGGAUCUUACAGAGCCCAGAUCACCACAGAGACCUCUACAAAGUUUUCUGAUUAUGCUCUGAGGAUUUUUGAAAAACUGAGGAACAUACAAGUUACCAGUCACAUUCCACUGAUUAAGAAUAAGACCUGUGAAAUUCACCUGACCUGCUCUGUGGAGAACCCAAGUGACACUGUCUUGUUCAGGUGGCAGACCUCAGAAAACAUACAUCAAAGUAAACCAAACUUCACUAUCUUCUGGAACCCCCAAAAUUCCAGUGAAGACAACUAUACCUGCGUAGCUGAGAACGCUGUCAGCAAUUUAUCCUUCUCUGUCUCUGCCCAAGCGCUCUGCAAAGGCAUUAAGAAAAAUCUAUACCUGCAUAGCAUGUGGAUUGCGGGGGCUACUAUACUACUACUACUUGCAUUCAUCCUUAUCUGUGCAGUACUGUUACACUGUACUGUUUGGAAAAGAAUAGAUUCCCGUCACUUCUCUCCCCAGCAAGCCCAGGGUCCUGCACUGUCCCUGAGGAAUACAGAGAAUGCAUCGGUCCCCCCAGAGAGCAGUACUGUGUAUGCUUCGGUCACUCAUCCCACCACGGAAAUGGAAAGCCCAACACCUAUGAAAAAUAAUGAUCCUGUCACAAUUUACUCUACAAUCAAUCCUUCCAGAGAGACUAAACCCACUUCUCCCAGGGCAACUGCUCUUGACCACGUCGUGUAAGUUGCUGAAAGGCCUCAGCAGAAUCCGGGAAAACACACAUAAUAUGCUGAUCCCAUGGAGAGGAUAAAAAGCAAGAAGCUUGGGUUUAAUCCUGACAACAGAAUCUGAAUAUCUAGGAUUAUUACUUCCACUCCUUCAGACUUAAAUCUGCUUAUUGAAGUCAGAUACCUAAGGAUAACAUAAUUUCCAUCAUGUUAUCUAAAUAAUAUUUUCUAGGGGUCAGGGUUGCAGGAACGGUAAGACUGCUGCCUGGACCUCCACUGACCAUGCUGUCCUAAGAUCCACCUCUCUGAAGAACUCAGCCCUCCUAGGUCCAGGGGUAUUAUAGGCAACAGGGAUCUUUCACACAGGACAGCCACGUCUUGCCCUCCUAUCACCUAUUCCUGAAUAUGGAAGAAAAGUUUGUUUGGGGCAAAACAAAGAAAUUCUUCCAAUUUCUUUAUCCUAAAACUGGUGUAAUGGGACCUGUGUGCACAGAAUUGGGCUUAUUUUGUAUUCUCUAUCCAAGAAAUAUUUGUGAUUAUGCCAGAGACCUUCUCUACCAUAUCAGUAGUAGGGGUUACUUGACAAUAUAAUUUUAAAUUAUGGUGAUGGUGCUCUAUUGGAGAAUUUGCUGAGAAACUCAAUGAGCAAAAAACUUCCCCAGCUAGAAGAGGUGAAGCAAGUGUCCAUCAACAAUUCUAGGAUGCAAUUGAUAUUGAGAAGUCAGAAGCAGCAUUACUUUUUUGAUGUCCAGAGGAAUAACAUUGCUAUGGCCUUGGAGGUUACUCACCGGGAAUGGCUACAUUGAGUACAUAAGGAAGUAAAGAAUCACCUGGACUAUCAUAUCUUUGUGCAAAAUAUAAUGCAUCAAGACAAACAAGAGCACAUGAUAAACUUUCUGUCUCUUCCUGGUUAUUGAGCCCACUGGUGGAGAAGCAUGUGGCACAGAGCAUCUCUGUACCGCAGGAAAACGAGUUUUAUAUAGUGAAAGAACUAAAUCUAUUGGCCAGUAAGAUGUUUCUCAUCCUUCUUACUCUGCAUUUUGAGUUGUUACUUGAUCACUUAUGAAUAAGAGGUUUACUUUUGUUAAAAUGUGCUGCCUAACUAAAGAUUUCCAAGUUAUGAUUUAAAUUUAUAACUAAUUCCACCAUCUUGCUACAAAAUGACAAUUGGCACAAGAAGAAAUGAAUAAAUAAAUAAAUAAUAUUUUCCAGCCCACACUGGACCAAAACAUGCUUCAGACACACAACUGAGUAUGACUUUCUCUUCUGGUAACUAAACAAAUAGAAUUAUGAUUGACAGAGAGAUUACAGAUUUCAGGUGUUUGGAUUUAGCUUGCUCAAUUUGCGCAACAUUUACAGACAUACCUCCUGGGAUAUGUUACCUAACCUCUUGGAGCUUUAGUCUCCUAGCCAGAAAAAGGAGGAGGAUGGUAAUGUAUUAGCUCCAUCACUCAAGCCAAACCUCAAAAUCAUCCCUGACUCUCUAUCACCAGGUGCUUUGAACUCUACCUCAAAAAUAUGGACAUAUCCACUUCUCUCUAAGCCCUGGAUUACCAUCCUCUAUCCAACCAUAACCACCCCUAACCAGGAAUCUGACUAUAACGUUGGAACAGCUCUCCCACUUUUGCUCUUGUCCCCCUUCCACCCAUUCUGCAAAGAUAGCCAAAGUAAUGUGUUUAAGAUAAGCAGAUCUUCCACUUGCCUGCUUAUAACCCUGCAGGCUUCCCAUCACACUCAGAUUGAAACCCAGUCUGCAUGACCGUGGAUAGCCUGGCCCGUCUCCAGCCUCAGAUAGCAUCAGUUUCCCCACACCCUAUCUAUUUGGCCUCCCUGAUCUUUAGCAGCCCCUCCAUGAGAGGAAAAGGUUCUUUUACAUCAUUAGAGUCCUUUCCAUCUGCCUGAAGGACCUUCCUCAGCUUGCUGGGUUCCUCCUUAUGCUUUAGUUUUAGCUUAACUAUAUCACCUCUUUAGAGAGACUUCCCCAGCUAUUUUAUUUAAAAUGGAUCCUCUUAUCAUUCUCUUACAUCUUCGAUACUGUUUAUCAUGUGAUUAAAUAUUUAUCUUUUUAUGUCUAUUUCCCCCCACUACACCAUAUGCUACUCAGGAGCAGAAAUGAUGGCUGUUUUAUUACUGCAACCCUAGUACCUAGUACAAUAUCUAGCA
Nycticebus coucang (slow loris) is the source of this 3404-nucleotide messenger RNA. It is a transcript of the gene SLAMF6, whose product is annotated as SLAM family member 6. Gene Ontology annotation, biological process: T cell activation; T-helper 17 cell lineage commitment; positive regulation of type II interferon production. Gene Ontology annotation, cellular component: external side of plasma membrane. The transcript has 8 exons. The coding region runs from base 238 to 1257 and encodes 339 amino acids. The record is from RefSeq and is a predicted model, not a curated record. Lineage: Eukaryota; Metazoa; Chordata; Mammalia; Primates; Lorisidae.